Messenger RNA from Galleria mellonella (greater wax moth), 1843 nucleotides. RefSeq names its product protein arginine methyltransferase NDUFAF7 homolog, mitochondrial. Gene Ontology annotation, biological process: mitochondrial respiratory chain complex I assembly. Gene Ontology annotation, molecular function: protein-arginine omega-N symmetric methyltransferase activity. Gene Ontology annotation, cellular component: mitochondrion. The record is from RefSeq and is a predicted model, not a curated record. NCBI's taxonomy places the organism in Eukaryota, Metazoa, Arthropoda, Insecta, Lepidoptera, Pyralidae.
GACAUAAGAAAGAAUAUUAGGACGGUAGUCUACUACUCUAAUUUAAGAUUUAUCGCGGUCGGACAGCAAUUAUGAUAAAAUUCUGUAUAUUGGAAACAUCUCUAGGUGGGACUGUGAAUAUAUCUCAUUGUUCAGAAAUCAAAUUCUUAAAAUCAGGACAGAAUGACGGAGAGGAAAUAAAAUUAAACUGGUUCUUUAUUUUUUAUUACAGGACAAAACUUGUAUUAACAAUAAUGUUCUCUACAAAAAUAUUUUUUUGAUUAGCUGAAACUUAUAAUUAUAUGUCUAUUUAUUACGUUACUAGGUACCUAUAUAGGUUAGGAGCCUAGCUAUUACUGAACGUAUCACAAGCUGUCACGUUUGUCACAAUCAGCUGGUCCUAAUCCUAAAAAUAUACAAUUGUAAAUGUUUAUGUUUUUACCAAACCUAAAAUAUGAAUUCACGUAAUAUAUUCCGCUUGUCUAAUAAACUGCCUUCACUUUUUCGAAGGGGGUAUGGAUAUAAAGUAGUUAAACGGCCUGAUCCGAGCACCCUAAAAAUGCCAGUGCCGGGAUCGGCGCCGAAACUCAUGGAUAUUAUAAAAGAAAAAAUAAAACUUAAUGGCCCGCUAACUGUAGCAGAAUACAUGCACAUUGUUACUACAAAUCCCACAGAAGGCUAUUAUAUGAAGAAAGAAGUUAUAGGUGAAAUGGGGGAUUUCAUAACAUCACCAGAAAUAAGUCAAUUAUUUGGUGAGAUGGUUGCCGUUUGGUUUUAUUCUGAAACGCAGAAAAUGGGUCCCGGUAAACCGCUUCAGAUCGUUGAACUUGGGCCAGGAAAGGGCACGUUGAUGUUUGAUCUUCUAAGGGUGCUGCAUCGCUUUGGAUACCAACCUAAAGAUCUCAGUUUGCACUUAGUAGAGAUUUCAGAGACCAUGCAGAAUGUUCAGGCCAACAGACUCUGUAUAUCCCAUAGGUCCACUGAUUUAAAACUACCCUAUAAUUAUGAGGGGGAGACAGCAAGUGGCAUCAAGGUGUACUGGUACAAUGACCUGAAGAAAGUUCCCAACAAUUUCUCUUGGUUCAUAGCACAUGAGUUUUUCGAUGUGCUACCUAUUCAUAAAUUUGAAAAAACAGAAAAUGGUUGGAGGGAGAUCCUUAUAGAUUUGGACUCUGCUGGUAAACUCCGUUAUAGAAUCUCGGCUGAAGAGACCAAAUCUGUUAAAACACUCAUUAGGCCCCCGUUGGAUAUAUGGAGACAGAAAUGGUUGGAAAUCAGUGGACUCUGGAGUCUGGGUGAAUCGCAAAGUUAAAAACUAGCACAGAGGGUGGACGAAUUUGGUGGCAUAGCUUUAAUAGCCGAUUAUGGACAUGAAGGAGAGAAGGGUGAUACAUUCAGGGCAUUCCACAAGCACAAAGUAGUGGAUCCACUCGAAUCACCAGGAGCCAACGAUCUCACGGCCGAUGUGGACUUUGCCCAGCUUCGUAUAGCCGCUGCAAAGUCGCCAGGAGCGGAGAAUUACGCCAUCGUAUUGGGACCGGUGAAACAAAAAGACUUCCUGGAGAGAUCACAGGCCGAAGUCAGAUUGCAAGUAUUAAUAGACAACGCUAAAACAGAAGAAGAUAAAGAAAAAUUGAAGAGCGCUUAUAAAAUGCUUGUGGACCCCGCGAAAAUGGGCGAACGAUUUAAAUUUAUGGCAUUUUUUCCUUCGUCGAUGGAACAAAUACUGGACAGAUAUCCACCUCUUGGUUUCUCGACACCUAAAUCGUGAUAUUAUUGUUUCUAAACUUUGUAUUUUAGGUAUUUAACUAUUUUAUGUUGUUAUUGUAAAUAUUUUGUUCAAUUAAAUAGUUUUAUGACGUUA